AAAGUUACCAUCGUGGGCUCCGGCAUUGUUGGCCGCUGCUGGGCCUCGCUCUUCGCACGAGCCAACUACAACGUCUGCAUCUUUGACAUCAACCCGGAUCAGCUGGCUCAGGCCCAGACGGCCGUGCAGACCAUGCUGCAAAAGCUCGCCACUGAAGGCUUGCUCAACGAUCAGGAGCCUGCCGUCGUGUAUGCCCGUAUUAGCGUGGCCACUGACCUGGCCACUGCCUGCAGCGACGCCAUCUACAUUCAGGAGUGCGUCCCCGAAUCUCUCCCACUGAAGCAAAAGGUGUUUGGCCAGCUGUGCGAGGUCGUCAGUGACAGCACCAUCCUGGCCUCCUCCACCUCCUGCCUCCCCCCCUCCCAAAUCUCCGAGAGUCUAUCUCGCCGCGAGCAAGUAAUUGUGGCCCACCCCGUUAAUCCCCCACACUACAUUCCCGUCGUUGAGGUUGUUCAAGCGCCUUGGACCCGCCAAGACGUGAUUGAGGGCACCCGCAAGAUUUUGCUGGACCUCGGCCAGGCCCCAGUUUUGCUCAAAAAAGAGGUCAACGGCUUCAUCAUCAACCGUCUUCAAUAUGCCCUCUUGAUGGAAGCUUGGCGUCUCGUUGAGGAUGGCGUCGCAAGUCCCGAGGAUGUGGACACUGCCGUGUCACAGGGUCUUGGAUUGCGUUGGUCUUUCAUGGGUCCAUUCCAGACCAUUGACCUCAACGCCCCUGAAGGUGUCCUCGACUAUUGCAACCGCUAUGGAGAUGGUAUGUAU
Molecule: messenger RNA, 759 nt
Organism: Monosiga brevicollis MX1
Lineage: Eukaryota; Choanoflagellata; Craspedida; Salpingoecidae
Exons: 7
Biological process (GO): fatty acid metabolic process
Molecular function (GO): oxidoreductase activity, acting on the CH-OH group of donors, NAD or NADP as acceptor; NAD+ binding
Source: RefSeq, a predicted model, not a curated record